Molecule: messenger RNA, 1694 nt
Organism: Phascolarctos cinereus (koala)
Lineage: Eukaryota; Metazoa; Chordata; Mammalia; Diprotodontia; Phascolarctidae
Source: RefSeq, a predicted model, not a curated record
CAUUAUUGGGGUGUCUGUUUCAUCUGCAGCGGCAGCUGUGGGAGGUAUCUUCAUUGGAGCUGCAGGCCUGGGUGCUGAGCCUCAGGCUAAGGGGCCCAGGGAGGGAAGCUGCCAUCCUGCAGGGGCCAUGAUGGGACUUAGCACCCACUGAAGCUCCACGGCCUGAGGAAAGGAUCCAUGGCAGAGCCCCAAACUCCUCCUUACCGUCCAUCAAGAAGACUUCAUUUAUGGUCUCCCUAAAGCCAGAAGGGAGCCCUGAGGCACCUCACCCCAAUCUCCUAGGGUCAGAAUGCUCUGUGCAGUUUACUUAAUCAAGAUCCUAUAUUUGCACACCUUCAAGGCCAGAAGGCUCACUACCUCCCAGACAGCCCACUGUAUUCUGGGACAGCUCAAACUCCUGGGGAGUUCUUCCUGACGUCGAGAUGAAGCUGGCCUCUCUGUAACUUCCCUCCACUAUUCCUAGUGUUGUCCUUUGGGACCAAGCCCAGUGAGCCUCAUCUAUCUUCCAAAUGACAGCCUUCAGAUAACUGGACACAGCUCUCAUGUUGUCCUCAUCUCAAGCCUUCUCUUCUCCAGCCCAAACACCUCCGGUCCCUUCAUAUCAUCUUCUUUUGGCUUGUACUAAAGGACCUUUACCAUCCAUCCCACCCUACUGGACAAGGUCCAGCCUGCCAAUGUCCUUCCUAAAAUGGGGUCCCAGACCUGGACACAAAACUCAGCACUGAUAGUGCCUCAUUGGAAACCUUUGUGUUUGGUGACACAGACAGAAACCCCAGACCUGGCCCCAGCCCCAGAUCUGGCCACCCCCCAAGGGCUCUUCAUCCUGGCUUAUCCCUUUCUGAACUCUCGGUUCAACCUGGAUCGAUUCCUGCCUUCCCUGGGGAAUCUAAGGAUCCAGCCCCAGCCUGGGAACAGUGGAGAGGAAGGGGCUUCCAGUGGUGGAGGGAAGAAUGAAGGAAUAAGGAGUCAUAUACCUAACAGUCUCUCCACUGUGAGCCGGACCCUGGAGAAACUGAAACCUGGAGGUGGCAAUGCUGGUGGGAGUCGAGGGACGGAAGAGAGCUGAGGGACCUUAGGCUGGAUUCUGCCUGGUCAAACCCACCCCUUUUGCUUGGGGAUGCAUUGCCCAGUGGACAGGACAGGAAUGGAGAUCCCACCGAUCUCUUCCAACCCUUCCCAAUCUGGCUGCCUUGGCUUCCCUGGACUGUACCACUGAGACAGGAGACCAGCUGAAUAGUACGAAACCCCACACAAUCCUGGUGAUCACUAGAGCAAAAGAAGAGCUGCUAGAAACAUGAGAGGACACCUCUGAAGUGAAGGGGUCGUCUCACAGUUGGCCUCCCUAGCACCACAGAACUGCUCCAAACGGCGGUGUUCAGCCCAAAUGAGUUUCUGCUGGCCACUGUGACUGGUGACAGGAGAGCCUAGGUCCUGCAGGACCAGAGACUUCCCCAAAGUCAUGUGGAGCUGGGAAGGGAAGGCUGGAAGCCACAAACACCAGGAAGGCAGCAGGAGGCAGACUCCAUCAUGCCAUGUCUCCAUGCUCUACCCCUGUGGCCCUAAACAGGCUGCGUCUGGAUUUCUUUUUGCAAACCCAUUGUCUUAUUUCUUUGUCAGAGCCACAGUCUGAUUUCUUUUAAAACUGUCUCUUUUGGUACCACCUCACAUCUAUCAGAGUGGCUAAUAUGACAAAA